Molecule: messenger RNA, 5896 nt
Organism: Syngnathoides biaculeatus (alligator pipefish)
Lineage: Eukaryota; Metazoa; Chordata; Actinopteri; Syngnathiformes; Syngnathidae
Product: tyrosine-protein phosphatase non-receptor type 14-like
Exons: 21
Coding region: 747-4544 (1265 amino acids)
Biological process (GO): lymphangiogenesis; protein dephosphorylation
Cellular component (GO): cytoskeleton
Molecular function (GO): protein tyrosine phosphatase activity
Source: RefSeq, a predicted model, not a curated record
CGGCGGGGGGGGGGGGGGGCGCUUCUGGUCUUCGUCCUCGUCCCGGUCCCAGUCCUCGUCGCCGCUCUCUUUUCCCGACUUUUCCGGAUCGUUUUCCAGCCUUCGUGUCGCCGUCGAAGUUGAAAUUGAAAUUGGGCGCGCCGGCAACUUUUCUUUUUGUUUUUUUAGUUUUUUGAUUUUUUUUUUUUGUUUUUGGAGGGGGGGGGGGGCAAUCGCCUCGGCGUGUCGUUUUUCGGCCACCCCCGGAGGGUCCCUGGCACUGAGUGGCAUGAGGAAGCUUCAUCCAAAGUGGACGAGGAUUAUGUUUUUGCUCUGAGGAGGUGGUGGGGGGGAAAAACGUCACGGGCAGAGUCGCCCCGGAACUCGUCGGCAUGUAGCGGGGACUCGGGAAUACGACGGCAGGCAGGAUGACUUUUGGCCACAUCGGCGCACCAAACGUUGUUGAGAGCCUCUUCUUGGUCCUUCUUGGUCCGUGUGCUUCCCUCUCGGGUCAGGUGUGCGCUGUUUUCCAACUCGGAGGAGAGAGGAAUCUGGGCCGCCGUCCAAGCUGACGAUCUUCGCACCCGUCCACCUGUCCUCAUCCGUCGGGAAUGGGCCAGCAUCUGGCCACGGAGCAUCUGGACUGCAGGCGCCGGUGCGGCCGGCGCGGCCCGAGAGCCGGGGGGGCCGCGGCCCGCCCCCGCCCCCUGUAGCCCUCGCUCCCUUUUCUCGCCUUCUCUUCCUUCGUCGUGACUCUUGAACUCGCGAUGCCCUUCCGGCUGAAGCUGCGGCGCACGCGGCGCUACAACGUCCUGAGCAAGAACUACUUUGUGACGCGGAUUCGGCUGCUGGACAACAACGUGAUCGAGUGCACGCUGUCGGUGGAGAGCACCGGCCAGGAGUGCCUGGAAGCUGUGGCGCAGCGGCUGGAACUACGUGAGACCCCUUACUUCGGCCUGUGGUUCCAAGGGAAGACCCAGGCUCCGGCGCAGCGUUGGGUGGAGUUGGAGAAGCCGCUCAAGAAGCAGCUGGACAAGUUCGGCAAUGAGCCGCUGCUCUUCUUCGGGGUCAUGUUCUACGUGCCCAGCGUGUCCCGCUUGGAGCAGGAAGCCACCAGGUAUCAGUAUUACCUUCAGGUGAAGAAGGAACUGCUGGACGGGCGUCUCCACUGCACGGUGGAGCAGGGCAUCAGACUAGCCGGCCUAGCAGUGCAAGCCGACUUCGGGGACUUCACCCAGUUCAUGUCUCAGGACUUCCUCAGGGAGUACGUGCUCUUUCCAGUGAACUGGCCGAAUGGAGACGAAGUGCUGGAGGAGUGGACUCAGAAGGUUGCAGAAGAGCACAAGAGCCACUGCCGGAUGCCGGCGGCCGAAGCGGAGCUGCUGUACAUCAAGGAGAUCGAGAAGCUGGACGGCUUCGGCCAGGAGAGUUUCGCCGCGAAGGACAACUACACCAACGACAUUUUCAUCGGCAUGUCUUUCAUCGGCGUCUUCGUCAAGCACAGGAACGGAAGGUCCAUCAUGCUCCACAGGUGGAAGGACAUCGGCACCAUAGCGCACAACAAGUCGGCCAUCACGGUGGAGAUCACCAGUCGGGACGACACCGUCAUCUUUCACAUGGAGGACAUGGAAAUGGCCAAGUACAUCGCUCGUCUGUUCACGGCCAGGCACAAGUUCUACAAACAGAACAAGAUUUGCGCAGAGCCGACCCACUCGCCUGCGCCAAUCAGGAGGCGGCCAACCUGGACGCACCGCCUCUCUCUGCCCCGGCCGCAGUCCUGUAACUUCCAGACGAUGCAUUCCCAGUACGGAGAACAUUUCCAAGACACAAAAAGCUCUCAAGACAGCAUCUUCCACGACGACCCCUACUACAAGUCCGAGAGCAGCCUGGACCACUGCCACGUGGACUUCCCCUUCCGCAACGGGACGCUGCCCAACGGAAGCGUGUACAGCAGCCCCAGCCUGAGCUCCCUCAACCGCUCGCAGACGUUCGUGGCGCCGUCGCCGAUGUCGUCCAACCUCAGCAUCCCGGGCAGCGAGCUGAUGCGGCCCGACUACAUCCCCAGCCACCGGCACAGCGCCAUCAUCGCGCCGUCCUACAGGCCCACGCCCGAGUACGACGCCGUGAUGCGGCAGAAGCGGCGCGUGCUGCACGCGCACCACGACCUCCACAGCCAAUCGCUGCGCAGUCUGAACAUCAGCAACGCCUGCGCUUAUCGCCAGCCGGAGGCGCUGGUCUACAGCCAGCCCGAGAUGAGGGAGAGGGGCCCCUACCACGGCCUGGGACCCGGCCCGGGACCCUACGCGCAGAUCAGCUACAGUAAGCCGGUGUCUCACGGCCCCCAUCAGGGAGGACCGGCCAGCAGUCAGGGUCCUUGUCAUUCGCCCUGCGUCAACGGCAACGGCGGCGUGGGAAGCUCCAUCUCUCACACGGUCAGCACGCCCGAGCUGGCCAACACCAAACAGCAAGGGGGCGCCGCCGGCGCCUACGGCGCCGCCGCUCAGGUGGUGAGGAGCCACGUCUCGCGACCGCCCCCGCCGUACCCCUCCGCGGCCUUCCGGCCCGCCACCAGCACGCCGGACCUGGCGAGCCACCGCCUGCGCUGCGUCGGCGGCAGCAGCCCGGAGCUGGUCACCCGCAUGGUGCAGCUGUCCGUCAAGACCUUCCAGCCGGACAGCUCGGCGGUGGUGCGCCAGUCCCUGCAAGAGGUCAGCGAGCCGCUCACCGCCAACGCGGCGAAGCGCCGCUCCGCCCUGGGCAAGAGGCACAGCGUGGAAGUCAUCACCGGCAUGAGAGGCGGCGCCGGCGCCGUGGAGGGCCCGGUCAUGAAGGCCAUCAACGCUCCCCUUCAUCGAAGGAAUACUCUCCGGGAGCACGUGAUGCCCCCGCAGCCCGCGCCCCAAGCGCCUCAUCAGCCGCCGCUAUCCAAAGACUCGCCCGUCCCGACUCCCCCGCAAAUGGAAGCGGCGGCGGCGGCGGCACCCUCCGGGCCCGCCGUGGCCUAUCAGCAUCAAAAGACUCUCUCCAACGCUACCAUGCUCAUCCACAGCAGCGAGAGCGAGGAGGAGGAGGAGGAGGAGGAGGAGGAGGAGGAGGAAGAGGAAGAGGAGGAGGAGGAGGAGGAGGAGGAGGAGGAAGAAGAGGAAAGGGCCGAGCUGGAGGUCCAAAUCCCGGGCCUCAACGAGGACGUCCGCAUCAGCGCCCAGUUGCAGGCCGCGCUGGCCAAGCUCCCCAACAAGCCCCCCCCGGAGUACCCGGGCCCCCCGAGGGCCCCCGCCGACGUUUCCCUUCACAACCACACGCGCCACCGCGACCGCAAUCCGGCACCGCCGGGCCGGGCCCGGAGCCCUGAGGACGGCGAGCCCGGCGGCGGGGGUAGCGGGACUCUGGCGCGAGGGGACCAGGGCGGCGUCAACGGCAACAUCUUGGGUCCGUCCAUCUCGGAACCGGACCUGACCAGCGUGAAGGAGAGGAUGAGGAAGGAGCCGGUCAAGGAGCGGCCCGUGUCGGAGAUGUUCUCCUUGGAGGACAGCAUCGUGGAGAGGGAGAUCGCGCAGAGGACGCUGGAGAGGCAGAAGAUGUCGGUGGACUCCGCCAAGAGGCCGCUGAUGAUGGCCCCCCUCAACGGACUCUACGCGGCCCGCGUGCCCGUCCCCGAGUGUCCGGCGGAGGCCGCCACCGACGAGCGGUGCAAGACGUUGGAGCUGAAGCUGGAGGAGGAGCACAUCUUCAGCGAGUACGAGCAGGUGCCCAAAAAGAGGGCGGACGGCGCCCUCACCACGGCCACGCUGCCCGAGAACGCCGAGCGCAACCGCUUCCGCGACGUGGUCCCGUACGAGGAGAACCGGGUGGAGCUGGUGCCCAACAAGGAGAACAACACCGGCUACAUCAACGCGUCCCACAUCAAGGUGACCAUCCGAGGGGAGGAGUGGCACUACAUCGGCACCCAGGGCCCGCUGGCCGGCACCAGCGCCGAUUUCUGGCAGAUGGUGUGGGAGCAGGGCGUCAACGUCAUCGCCAUGGUUACGGCCGAGGAGGAGGCCGGGCGGCCCAAGAGUCACCGCUACUGGCCCAAGUUGGGCUCCAAGCACAACUCGGCCACGCACGGCAAGUUCAAGGUGACCACCAAGUUCCGCACCGACUCGGGCUGCUACGCCACGACGGGCCUGAAAGUCAAGCACCUGCUGUCGGGCCAGGAGAGGACCGUCUGGCACCUGCAGUACACCGACUGGCCCGAGCAGGGCUGCCCCGAAUACGUCCAGGGCUUCCUCUCCUACCUGGAGGAGAUCCAGUCGGUGAGGAGGCACACCAACUCCAUGCUGGACACCUCCAAGAGCCUCAACCCCCCCGUGGUGGUGCACUGCAGCGCGGGGGUGGGCCGCACCGGCGUGGUCAUCCUCACGGAGUUGAUGAUCAGCUGCCUGGAGCACAACGAGCCCGUGGAGAUCCCGACCAUGCUGUCGGGCCUGCGGCGGCAGCGGAUGCUGAUGGUCCAGACCGUCUCGCAGUACAAGUUCGUCUACCAGGUCCUCAUCCAGUUCCUCAAGAACUCCCGGCUCAUCUGAAGUGUCUGCGGACGACAAGCCCUCGCCCACAUUUGGAUUUUUUUUUUUUUUUUUUUUUUUCAACCGCUAAUACAUACCCGUACAUUUCCUCAAAUAGCGGCCAGUCCAAAAAAAAAAAAAAGGGCAAAUGAAAUGAAAUGAUUUGACACCAAGUUUCCACAAGAUGGCGCCAAAGCCCAGUCUAAUCUAAAAGUUUUGCUUUGGCGCCAUCUUGGUCCCAGGUAACCAUUUUGAAGUGCGGUGAAGAAUUUCAGCCCCUUCCCGGAGAAAAGUAGUGCUUUGCUGCCACCUUGUGGCAUCUUUCGUAACCUUUUUUUUUUUUUGGAGGGUGUCAAUGUGGUCCAUUGGAACGCUGCUGCUAACCAAAACAGCAGCACCAACCAUGGCAAGCGCAAAGUUAAAAUGAUGCAAACGUUUGCAACAUAUAAACAGUUGGUCUUGUUUCACGUGACUUUCAAAAUAAAAGCGCGCCAGAAGUUCCUCCGCCGUCUGCCGUUGAGGAAACAAAAAGCCUCCAGGCCGCGAGGUGACGAAAUGCAUUUCACGAGUGUAAUUAACGUUGAUGUCGUAACAAACGCUUUUCUUUUCUUUGAUACAUAUUUAUUUAUCCAUCUCGCCAAGUUUCCGCUUGAAAAUCGCGGCUGGUCUGUACAACGUUUCCGAGCAAAUGCAAGUCGUCACAGGUGUUACGUAACAAGACGUGGAAAAGCUGAAGAAUUUUGUUGACUAUUAUUAUUAUUAUUAUUGUUAUUACCACCAUGGCUCAUCAUCAUGACAAACUGUUGGAUUUAUUUCUCUCUAGCAGUUCCUGUAAGGAUUGGUUUGUUUUUUUGGGCGGGGCUGUACUUUUGAGCAAUCAAGACGGCACCGACUAAAAAGUCCAAAAUGUGCGUUGAAUGACUCGUUGAUUAAAAAAAAAAAAAUGUAAAUAACGUUCAGUUGUGCCUUCGAGGAGAUCUGCGCGCCUGCCCCGCAUCAAAUCCUUUUCGGUCGCUAUUUAUCCUUCAUUUGUGAUAUUUUUUGUUUGUUUGUUCUUGUACAGACGUGUGAAAAUACUUCUACUUUGAUGACUUGGUACUAAAAAAUACCGCAACCUGUUCAACUAUGCAUGCGUUUUUCAAACGAAUCUAUAUUUGAAUGUAUAUACAGCAUAAGCAUAUAAAUAUAUUCUGGUAUGUUUGAGCUUCCGUGUUUUAUUGUACUCGUUUGUCACGUUUGUUCAUAUUUAAUCCCCGUUUCUUCGUCUACUUCUACUCUGCGUGUGUUUGUGUAAAUAUGUUUUAUAUCUGUUUUCACUGCAUUCUCCUCCUCCUUGUACUUGCUUGUAAUGCAAUAAAACCGUAUUUUCUCUA